Molecule: messenger RNA, 2355 nt
Organism: Annulohypoxylon maeteangense
Lineage: Eukaryota; Fungi; Ascomycota; Sordariomycetes; Xylariales; Hypoxylaceae
Exons: 3
Coding region: 1-2355 (784 amino acids)
Biological process (GO): regulation of transcription by RNA polymerase II; DNA-templated transcription
Cellular component (GO): nucleus
Molecular function (GO): zinc ion binding; RNA polymerase II cis-regulatory region sequence-specific DNA binding; DNA-binding transcription activator activity, RNA polymerase II-specific
Source: RefSeq, a predicted model, not a curated record
AUGGAUGAAUUACAUAACUUAAAGCUUGAUCGUCGCCGUCGACGCCCUGCACUUUCAUGUGUUAGCUGCAGGAGAUCCAAGAUUCGCUGUGACCGUAAUCUACCCUGCGGCGCCUGUGUAAGGUCCAAGCAUAAGACUUGUGUUUAUGAACCCCAAGGCCUAUCGCGGCAUUCGGAUAUACUACCUGGCGCAGUCGGUCCAUCUCAGCCGACCGAUACACUGCCGGCUCUCAACUCCGAGACCACCGUCUCCCCCGUUGCGGGUGGAUCGGCUCAUGCGCAUCGCAGCGAUGGGUCACAUCACGACCACUCCGCUCAUUCUAUGACUGGGUCAACGCCCGUCGAUUCAACUUCUUCUCAGGGCAACGAAUCAUCUUUCGACGUUAGGGCAUUGCUGGAUAGAAUUAGUGACCUUGAGCGCCGUUUAGAAGAGUCUAUGGAAUACCAUUCAAGCCCGAAGAACUCCAAACCACACUCCGCCACUGUUCCCGAGACCGUAGCUACCUAUCCUAGUUACCUUGCUGGGGAGUUACAUACCAUGAACAAAAGUGUCAUGACAAAGACAAGGUACUUGGGUCAAAGUCACUGGAUGAACCAGAUUGGAGGCUUCAAACCCAUCCUAGAACUAUUCGAUAGACUUUGUCGAGAGAAGAAAUCCGAAGCAAUAGCACUUGUAAACAAAAGCAAGACGCUAGCUCGCACCAUCAAGGCACAACGAGUGCCUGAUCUAUUAAAAUUCAAAUUUGGUACAAAUGUACCGUGCCGAGAGGUCGCCGAUAAACUCGUGGAUGGGUAUCUUCGAACUGUGGAAUCUGUCUAUCGAAUAUUACAUGUCCCCUCAUUUAGAAAAGAGUACGAGGUGUUCUGGUCCUCGCCAGAUUCGGUUGACCUCUCCUUCGUAAUUCAACUACAGCUCGUUAUGGCAAUCGGUUGUACAGUGUAUGACGAGCAAUUCUCUUUGCGAAAAUCGGCUAUUCAAUGGGUCUACGAAGCACAAUUCUGGCUUAUGUCCCCAAUUCCAAAGACGAGAUUAACCCUCUCCGGUCUACAGGUCAUGCUGCUCCUCUGUUUCGCACAGCAGGCUGCCUCCGUCGGCCAUGAUUUGGUCUGGAUCCCAGUCGGAGAUGUAAUGCGCACGGCGAUGUAUAUGGGCCUCCACAGGGAUCCAAAGAAACUCCCCAGGAUGAAUACUAUUCGUUCAGAGAUGCGGCGUCGACUAUGGAACACCAUUCUAGAACUUGCUCUACAGACAAGUAUGGACUCCGGCGGUCCGCCCCUAAUCCAUUUCCAGGACUAUGAUACGUGUGCGCCGACCAAUAUCAACGAUGACCAAUUAACCGACGACAAUGCGCCAGCUAUUGCUAGCCCUUUAGAACAAUUCACGGACACCUCUGCAGCUUUAGCCCUCCGUAUCACCUUUCCGGCACGGCUAGAAGUUGCGCGAUCGCUCAAUGAAUUUGAUUCGCAGCAUACGUACGAAGACGCCCUUCGACUCCAUGGACAACUAAGUACCGCGUAUAAGUCGCUCUCCCAAUAUCUUCAAAAACUCGCGUCUAGCGAUCGACAGCCGACAGCGUUCCAGAGGCGCUUUAUAGAUAUUCUCGUCCGCCGAUACUUUAUGGCCUUACAUCUUCCUUACUUUAAUCCAUCUAUGGUUGAGCCAGCUUAUGCCUUUUCGAGGAAGACAGUCAUAGAGAUGUCGGUCAAGAUGUGGUUAACUGUUUUCCCGGCCGCUGCCCUGAACCCUCGACCUUUUCCAUGUCCUCCAAACGGGCCAGAAACAAUAUCAACCAAUGCAGACGACUUGGCGCGAAUGACUACUUGUGCAGGCGGUGUCUUCCGUUGUAUUCUCUCCCAGGUGUCCAUGUCAAUUGGUCUCGAGCUAAAGAGUCAGCUGCAAGAAGAUGACGGACUCGGGCCCCCAACGCCCCGAAUAGAUCUGUUCAAUAUCCUACGCGACUCAGCAUCCUGGAUUUUUGGUCGCGUAAAGAUCGGAGAAACAAAUAUCAAGGGAUACAUGUUCACCGCAGCCUUAGUAGCACAAGUCGAGGCGUUGAUGAGCGGUCUAAAGGGGCCGGACCUUACGGAUGUUGUCAUCAAAGCUGGUACCGAAGCCAUACGUGAAAGUUUCAACGUGCUGAAGCAGCGGGCAGAGAUGGAAGUAGACGAGGCUGCUAAUACUAAUGACAGUGAAGCCCAGUUUAACUUUGAUACCAUGAUGGCGAUGGAAGAAGACUGGGAAUACGAUAACUCGAUGCAAAAUGUCCUUUUUGAUUUUACUAGCAUCGAAUCUGUGUUAGGGGUAGCCUCUGGUACUGAUAUGACGGCGGCACCCGACUUUUCACAGUGGUCAUGA